UAUUUGAAAUUUUCUAGAACACUUUUGAUUCACGUUGUACUUCCUGUAAAUAUGGCCCUCUUCGUUCUCUCUCGUCAAGCCGCUUCCAUUUCGCUUCAAAGCGCAUUCGCCGGUCGGUGUACAACUUUGCGGUCUGGUUUGGAUACGUCGAUUUUAAGAAAUUUGUGCAGUAAAAUGGCUCAUCCACGAGUUUUCUUCGAUAUGGCUGCUGAUAAUCAGCCUUUGGGGCGUAUCGUAAUUGAGCUCCGAUCCGACGUCGUUCCAAGAACCGCGGAGAACUUCCGCGCCCUCUGUACCGGCGAAAAGGGUUUCGGCUACAAGGGCUCCACCUUCCACCGCGUCAUCCCCAACUUCAUGUGCCAAGGUGGCGACUUCACCGCUCACAACGGCACCGGUGGCAAGUCAAUCUACGGCAACAAGUUCGAAGACGAGAACUUCACCCUGAAGCACACGGGACCCGGUAUCAUGUCGAUGGCCAACGCCGGACCUGACACCAACGGAUCACAGUUCUUCAUCACCACGGUCAAAACCUCCUGGUUAGAUAACAGGCAUGUUGUCUUCGGAGGAGUCGUUGAAGGAAUGGACGUAGUUAAGAAAAUCGAAUCUCUUGGUUCACAGUCCGGCAAGACCUCGAAGAAGAUCACUGUAGCUGAUUGCGGUCAAUUAUAAUUAUUUUAACGAUUAAAACCAGUGUAUACAAUUUUAAGUAACAGAUACACCAUUAAUAUUAUUGAUCAAAUAUUAAAUAUUAUUUUUUGUUCGUAUGUUUAAACGUAAUAAUAAUAAUAAUAUAAUUUUAAUUGAAGUCAUUCCACCUUUAGAUGUGCGGUGUAUCCGAUAACAUUUUUUGUAUCGAUUUUGUUUCAAUGUUCGCCUUUAGUUAUAGUGGCAUUGCAUUUAAAAAAAGUUUUUACUUAAAAAAAUUGCGUCGAUAAAUAAAGAUUCAUUUUAAAUUUA
Molecule: messenger RNA, 957 nt
Organism: Sitophilus oryzae (rice weevil)
Lineage: Eukaryota; Metazoa; Arthropoda; Insecta; Coleoptera; Curculionidae
Product: peptidyl-prolyl cis-trans isomerase
Exons: 3
Coding region: 52-669 (205 amino acids)
Biological process (GO): protein peptidyl-prolyl isomerization; protein folding
Cellular component (GO): intracellular membrane-bounded organelle
Molecular function (GO): peptidyl-prolyl cis-trans isomerase activity
Source: RefSeq, a predicted model, not a curated record